Messenger RNA from Myxozyma melibiosi, 1551 nucleotides. RefSeq lists its product as uncharacterized. The transcript has a single exon. Gene Ontology annotation, cellular component: cytosol; COP9 signalosome. The coding region runs from base 83 to 1519 and encodes 478 amino acids. Lineage: Eukaryota; Fungi; Ascomycota; Lipomycetes; Lipomycetales; Lipomycetaceae. The record is from RefSeq and is a predicted model, not a curated record.
UACUGUGUAUUUCUACUUCUUCUAUUCUCUUUAUUCUAUUCAUAAGUUAUCAUAUCACAUCACAUAUUCUAUAAUACACACCAUGGACCCUGCAACCGCCGUCGCAGACAUCGCGGCCCAAUCCUCUCCCCAACCCGACAAAAUCGCCCAGCUCGAGUCCAUCAUCACCGCGCUCUCCUCCUCCGCCGACCUCCUCACCUUCCUCACCGCCGUCCUCCAAAACGGCUCCAACUUCGGCCUCGUCGUCAUCAGACCUGUCGUCGCGACCUUUGUCUCCCACAUCACAAACACAGACACUAGCACCACCACCUCCGACGCCACCCUCCUCGAACAAACCCUCGCGAACCUGCAACCGGUCCUCGUCUCCUUCGAAGAGCAGGACGCGCUCAUCCGCGAACGCCUCGCGUCAAUCUACGAAUCCCAAUCCCGCCCGACAAAAGCGGCAAACAUCCUCCGCGGCGUGAAAACUGACUCGGGUGGCUCCCGCAUCGUCUCGGACGACUACAGAGUCGAGCUCGCGGUCCGGAUCCUCAGAAACUUGCUCGAAGAUCUCGAUCGCGAUGAGGCCGCUGAUGCUGAUACUGCUGCGACUUCCACCGACGACGACGAACUCGCGCCCGCAGAACGCGUCAUGAUCGCAGACGACAUCAUCUCCAAGACCGCCGCCAUAAUCGCCCGCUCCUCAUCCUCCUCCUCCUCAUCCUCCUCCUCAGCACCAACCCCCACAUCCGAAUCCUCCCUUCUCCACUUCAAGCUCGCGCAGGCCCGCGUCUUCGAAGCCCGCAAACGCUUCCUCGACGCCGCCUCAAAGUUCUUUGAACUCUCGCACCAGCAAUCCGCCAUCGACGCAGACGACCGCCUCGUCUGCCUCUCCGCCGCCGUCUCCUGCGCGCUGCUCUCCCCCGCCGGUCCCGCCCGCGGCCGUCUGCUCGCCUCGCUCAUCAAAGACGAACGACUGACCGCCGCUGACUCGUCCGCAUCCUCGCUCGCGCCCGAACGGUCCUUGCUCGACAAGCUCUUCUUCGACCACCUCCUUCCCCGCUCCGAAAUCAUCGACUACCUCGCGGCAUGUAAACGCAAGAUCCCGCGCGCCCAUCUCAUAUCCUACGGCUCCUCGCUCUCCUCGCCGACCGACUACGAGCGCGACUCGGUCCUCGACAAAGCAGUCACCGAGCACAACCUCCUCGCGGCCUCAAAGCUCUACUCAAACAUCUCCUUCGACGAACUCGCCGAGCUGCUCUCGCUUUCCUCGCCUGACGCCGCCGAGGGAUACGCCGCAAAGAUGAUCCAGGAACGCAGACUUCGCGCCGUCAUCGACCGCGUCGACCGCCUAAUCUACUUCUCCUCUUCUUCCUCUUCCGCAUCGGCGUCGGCGUCGCUCGGAAACUACCUCAGUGAUGAAUACGAGCGCUCGCUGCUGAAGCAAUGGGAUAGCGAGAUCCUCUCUGUCUGCCUUCUUGUCGAAGACACCGUCGCAAAGGUCCAAAAGUCCUAUCCUGACCUCGCUCUUGCUCUGUGAUCUAUGAUCUAUGAUCUAUGAUCUAUGAUCUA